Molecule: messenger RNA, 1296 nt
Organism: Macrosiphum euphorbiae (potato aphid)
Lineage: Eukaryota; Metazoa; Arthropoda; Insecta; Hemiptera; Aphididae
Source: the annotation of a GenBank genome assembly
AUGACAUCUGCAAUGGCAUUUCUUUCAUGUAUAAAAUUAUGGUUUUCCAUUUUGGUGUCUAUUAUUACAAUAAUUGUUUUACAAAAUGUAUUACCAGCAUUAUCUAAUUUUAAUCAAAAUAUAUCUUCUUUAAGUACUUUUAUUAACAAUAGUCUUGGAUAUUGCUUAAUAUUAAUCCCUGGAUAUUGGCUUUACAAAUUUUCAAAAAAACAAGAUUUGGGAGACAACCGCUUAACAAGUAAAUUGUUAAAAACAUUGUUUGGAGAUAAGCAUGACUUAGAACCAGAACAACCUUUAUCGCCCAGUUACAAUGGACCAGCUAAUUUUAGAAAAGAUGUAAUAACCUUUGUAUACUGUUUUGGAGGCUUGCAAGUAUCUUAUUUAAUUUGGGGUGUAAUUCAAGAAAAAAUGAUGUCUGAGUCCUAUGGUAUAACUGAAGCAUCAAAGUUCCGUGAUUCUCAAAUGUUGGUGUUUUUGAAUAGAGGUUUAUCUACAGUUUUAUCUGGUAUAUUUUUAUUUAUGAACGAGGGCAUACGAUCCAAGAAAUCACCACCUUUAUAUAAAUACAGCUAUUGUACUGUGUCCAACAUUAUAAGUUCUUGGUGUCAAUAUGAGUCACUCAAAUAUGUCAGUUUUCCUACGCAGGUAUUAGCAAAAACUUGUAAAAUUAUACCAGUUAUGUUAAUGGGAAAAUUAAUGUCUGGUAAAAAGUACCAAUACUACGAGUAUGUCACAGCAAUAGGAAUUUGGAUUGGUAUGGCUAUUUUUCAAUUUUUUACAGAAAACAAACAUUCUGACAUCACAACUUGUGCGGCUGGAGUUAUCUUGCUUGUAGGAUACUUAGCAACAGACAGCUUCACAUCAACGUGGCAAGGGAAAAUGUUCACACAAUACCAAGUUACGUCAAUGCAAAUGGUGUUUGCUAAUUCAUUAUUAUCAUCACUUCUUACAACAAUACCACUGUAUCAAGUGGGCUCGUUCAAAAAAACAUAUGAAUUUAUUAAAGAGUAUCCAGCAUUUUUAACUGAUUGUAUAGUUUUGUCUGUAAGCUCUGCAUGUGGGCAACUAUUCAUAUAUAAAACUAUUUCUAAGUUUGGACCAAUCGUGUUGACUAUAAUAAUGACCAUAAGACAAGGUCUAUCAAUAGUAAUUUCCUGUAUAAGAUACCAUCACCCUAUUGGUAUAAUGGCUGCACUCGGAAUCGUUUUUGUUUUCGUUUCAGUAUUUGUACGUUGCUAUUGUCAUUUCCGUAUCAAAUCAAAAAAAGUUCCUAAUCAUACAACAUUUAAAGUAUAA